Molecule: messenger RNA, 2695 nt
Organism: Erigeron canadensis
Lineage: Eukaryota; Viridiplantae; Streptophyta; Magnoliopsida; Asterales; Asteraceae
Product: G-type lectin S-receptor-like serine/threonine-protein kinase At2g19130
Exons: 1
Coding region: 36-2474 (812 amino acids)
Biological process (GO): recognition of pollen; protein phosphorylation
Molecular function (GO): ATP binding; protein serine/threonine kinase activity
Source: RefSeq, a predicted model, not a curated record
CCCAAUUCCCACCUACAAAAAACUUCUUUCACUUCAUGUGUUUCACCAACACUCUGAUGUCUUUCUUGCUGCCAUUACUCACUUUCUUUCUAAUAAUUUCUCCUUCGUUUGGAGUUGACACUAUCACUGCAAACCAAUCUUUAUCUGGUGAUCAAACAAUCAUCUCAAAAGAUGAAAACUUUGAACUUGGCUUUUUCAAACCAGGUAAUUCUUCUAAAUAUUAUAUAGGUAUAUGGUAUAAAAAGGUGAAUACAGUCCCUAAGACCAUUGCAUGGGUAGCAAAUAGAAAAACCCCAGUUUCAGAUAGAUUCAAGUCUGAACUUAAAAUAGUAGAUGGAAAUCUUGUCUUGUUGAAUGAAUCAAAAGUUGCAAUAUGGUCAACAGGAGUCAACUCAUCAAGUUUGUUAGUUUCUAAGGAGGCUGUGCUUCUUGAUGGGGGUAACUUAGUUUUGCGAAAUGAGCCAAAUUCUAGUGAAAAUAUUUGGCAAAGUUUCGAUUUUCCGGCUCAUACCUGGUUGCCUGGUGCUAGAAUUGCUACUUAUAAAAAUGGACAAAAACAACUUCUUACUUCAUGGAAAAGUACUGAUGAUCCUGCUGAAGGAUUGUUUUCUUUAGAGCUAAAUCCAAAUAAGAAAGAGUAUAUAAUUAAAUGGAAUAGGAGUACACAAUAUUGGACUAGUGGACCUUGGGAUGAACAACAAAAGAUUUUCAGUUUAGUUCCUGAAAUGAGGUUGAAUUAUAUUUAUGAUUUUAGCUAUGUUACUAAUGAAAACGAGAGUUAUUUCACUUAUUCGUUGUAUAAUCCUGCGCUUAUAUCGAGAUUUAUAAUGGAUGUUUCUGGUCAGAUUAAGCAAUUGUCAUGGUUACCCGAAUCACAACAAUGGAAUUUGUUUUGGUCUCAACCUAGACAACAGUGUGAGGUUUAUGAUUAUUGUGGAGCUUUUGGUUCUUGUAGAGAUAGUGUAUUGCCAUUUUGCAACUGUUUAACUGGUUUUAUACCUAGAUCACAGAGUGAUUGGGAUAUAACUGAUUUCUCCGGUGGGUGUGUGAGGAAAACCGAGUUGCAGUGUGGGCGAAACUCAGAAAGAUAUGGGUUUCUCCCUAUUUCUUAUCCGAACACCGCAAAGCCUCCCAAUUCGACUUCUUUGGCUAUUGGGAAUGCUGGAGAAUGUCAAAGAUCUUGUUUGACUAACUGCUCCUGUCGCGCUUACGCUUAUGAUGACAGUGGUUGUUCCAUUUGGGAUACGGAACUCCUGAAUCUUUCAGAGAACAACAACGAAAUACAACUAUACGUCAAAGUUGCCAAGAAGGAUCUUCCAACUAAAAAGAAGAAUAAUUGGGUUAUCAUAGGCGCAGUUGUUGGUUCUGUUGGUGUGGUGCUACUUGUGGGUUUGGUUUGGCUUCUGAUACAUAGAAAGAAGAGGGUUGGCAAAACAGCAAUAGAGGGCACGCUGGUUUCAUUUGUUUACAGAGAUCUACAAACUGCCACAAAGAAUUUCACUGACAAGUUAGGAGGAGGUGGUUUCGGGUCUGUGUUCAAAGGUACAUUGCCCGAUUCUAGUGUAGUGGCAGUCAAGAAACUAGAAAGUGUAAGCCAGGGAGAGAAGCAGUUUAGAACAGAAGUAAGCACAAUUGGUACCAUUCAACAUGUAAAUCUUGUACGCCUUCGUGGGUUUUGCUCUGAAGGUAAUAGCAAGUUAUUAGUGUAUGAUUACAUGCCAAAUGGAUCUCUAGAUGCCCAUCUAUUCGGUACUGAAAAGCUUUUAGACUGGAAAACAAGGUAUCAGAUUGCACUAGGAAUAUCUAGAGGGCUGGUUUAUCUCCAUGAGAAAUGUCGUGACUGCAUAAUCCAUUGUGAUAUAAAACCAGAAAACAUUCUGUUAGAUGGUGAAUUAUGUCCAAAAGUUGCGGAUUUUGGCCUUGCAAAGCUUCUUGGUCGAGACUUCAGCAGGGUUUUGACAACGAUGAGGGGUACUAGAGGGUACUUGGCACCAGAAUGGUUAUCCGGAGUGCCCAUCACAACCAAAGCAGAUGUUUACAGCUACGGCAUGAUGAUUUUUGAGUUCAUAAGUGGCACACGGAAUUCAGAAUCAUCACAAGACGGGAAGAAGAAAUUUUUUCCUAUGAUAGCAGCAAAUGUUUUACUAGGUGGCGUAGAUAUUCUUACCCUGAUAGACCCCAGAUUGCAAAGGGAGGCAAAUGAUGAAGAAGUCACAAAACUAUGCAAAGUUGCUUGUUGGUGCAUACAGGACGAUGAAGACUGUAGACCUGCGAUGAGUCAAGUUGAACAGAUUCUUGAUGGGCUUUUGGAAGUUAAUAUGCCUCCAAUGCCCCGAUCUCUCCAGUUAUUUGCUGAUAACGACGACAAUGUUGUUUUCUUCACUGAAUCAUCCUCCAACCAAACCUCCCAAGCUCAGAGUAAUCCCUCAAGUGUCUCUUCUCAAGGUGCCGGCGUGUGCACAAAAUACACUUAAUUACACACUUGUUCGUCGUUAUGCAUAUAUGGUUAUAUGGAUACAAUAAAGAUCAUUCUGGUGAUCAAAUGAUCUCUAAGAAGAUUCUUAAUGGGCUACAAGAAUGUAUUAACUGAUGUAGUUUAGAUGCGAGUGUAUGAUAUCCAUUAUUCCCUCUGUAUAAUUUGUUAAGAAUCGAUAUUCCAUAUCCACAGGAUCGAACAACAAGAUUAAACAAGAAA